CCGCCUCCUGUAGCACGGCUGUGGGAGGUUGGAGUUGUCCUGCACUAGGGGGAUCUUCCGCUGGCUGGAAUCCGCCAACCCGUGAGGCAGCAACGAAAUAUCUACGCUGGUUUGAAGUUCCCCAUUGGCUGUUCGUUCUACUGUGACAUCUAGGAAUGGUUGGCAAGAGUUUUGAACAUUGUUCCCUACUUGUGGUAAAUGAAAACAUGGAAAGUCCAGCCCAAGUUGCAAAAGGAAAAGGGGUACGGAAAGCAAAGCUUCCAUCUGUUAAGACUUCAUUCAACAAUCCGUACAGUAUAGAAUGGAUACCCUUGGAAAAGAAUAUCAUGACAUUUAUCCUGGAAAAUCUAACAAAAGCAUUUCAAGAGACUGGCUUGUGCAAAGUUGAACCUAUUGUAAAGCCCAGGAAACCAAAACCUUCCAUGACAUCAAGAAGUCAAGCAGAGAGAAAUAUGGAAGGGAAUAUUGGAGAAAGUGAAGAUCAACAGGAGACUGAAGAGGUCAAAGAAUUGAAGGAAGAGCAUGUGAUGAUCAGCAUUCAAGAACCUAAACAAGGAUGGACUAAUGUGGAGCUUAGGAAACAGUUGGCAAUUGGGAUCAACGAAGUCACUCGGGCUUUGGAGAGAGAUAUGUUGUGUUUGGUUCUGGUGUGUAAAUCAGUGAAACCCCCUUUGAUGACUCAUCAUCUCAUCCAAUUGAGCGUGAGCCGGCAGGUCCCUGCAUGCCAAGUUCCCCACCUGAGUGAAACAGUGGCACCAGUGCUUGGUCUGAAAUCUGUACUUGCAUUGGGAUUUAAAAAGAAUUCAGAAGCUUUUACUGAGACGGUUAAUGCUAUUACUCCACAAGUACCUCCUUUAAAUGUUUCAUGGAUACAGCAAAGUAAGGUAGUUGUAAAUGCUGAAGAACUGGACACAAAUGUGGAAGAUUGCACUGGUGAAAUUCCAAAGCUUGAAGUAACGGAGACUGCGCUUCCCCAAAGUCAAAAGCGUAAAUUCAGUGAAGUGUCAUCAAAUGAUACUCCAACGAGCAAAGCAAUAGGGGUGACAUUGCUGCCUCUGAAAGUAAAGAAGAUAGUUCCAAAUCCAAAUAAAAUUCGAAAGCCAAAAAAGAAUAAGAAAAAUAAGUAAACAUCAGAUUGUGGAAACUUAAAUGUAUACAACUCAUUGGUUGGUUAGUGUCUGUUGACUGAAAAGAUCAAUCGAAGGUGUCAAUUCUUCAUCAGAACUGUUGUAAAUUUCAGAUUAUAAAGGGAUGGAAUAAAGACUGACUUGUCAAAGUUGUUAAAUAUUUAAUGUACCAGCUUGUUAAAACAAGAUGAUUUAAAAUUGUGUUACUCUUUUAUUUUAAGUCCUACAUGGGAUCUGAGCGUGCCUGAUAAGGUUAACAUUUGUGACCCAUUCCUAGCUGUCCUUGAGAGGUGGUGUUGAGUUGUCUUCUUAAACUGCUGCAAAAUUAUUAUAUACAGUUGUAUCCACA
This is a messenger RNA of Hemiscyllium ocellatum (epaulette shark), 1476 nucleotides long. RefSeq names its product ribonuclease P/MRP 38 subunit (gene rpp38). NCBI's taxonomy places the organism in Eukaryota, Metazoa, Chordata, Chondrichthyes, Orectolobiformes, Hemiscylliidae. Gene Ontology annotation, molecular function: ribonuclease P activity; ribonuclease P RNA binding. Bases 156 to 1127 code for a protein of 323 amino acids. Gene Ontology annotation, cellular component: nucleolar ribonuclease P complex; fibrillar center; ribonuclease MRP complex. Gene Ontology annotation, biological process: tRNA 5'-leader removal. The record is from RefSeq and is a predicted model, not a curated record. The transcript is spliced from 3 exons.